ACUGACAAAGAGAAUUUGACUCUGGUUCGUUUUAAACUUUAGUAACCUAAGAGAUUACUCAUUUUGAGGCUUCAGCACUUUGUGAGAGAGCACCGAGAGCUUUUGAGGGAGGGAAAUUCCCCUGAGAAACCAAAGAGACCUCCAUUGACUUUUCAAUACCCUCGUCUUGACCACACCGACAUCCAGCAGAGAUGUACAGCAGCAACAGCUACUCACAGGCCAAGUUUGGCCUGGAGGCCAAGGACAUCCACAAGCCAAAGGGAAAGAGCUGCGGCUAUUACAUGAGGGUGGUCUUCUUCUUCUCCUCUCUGAUCCAGUCCCUCAUCAUCGUGAGCCUGGUGCUGUUCCUGGUCUACGGCCAGCCAGAGAAGUCUGCUGAAGAGAGGAGAGUAGAGGAGCUGGAGCAGAGUUUGAACAGGAUCAGCGAGAACAACAUUAACCUGAGGAAGGAUAAAGCUGACCUGGGAGCUGCGCUGGGGGCCAGGAAGGCUGAGAAGACAGCCCUGGAGGGAGAGGUGGCUGUGCUGAAGAAAGCAGCUAAUGCCUCCGGGGAGCAGAUCAAAGCCCUCAUACUGAAAGCGAGCCAGUGUGAAGCAGACAAGAAGAAAAUAGAGAUGAGCCGUGCUACCCAUGUCCGGGUUCCCACCACCUCUUUUCAAAACCCUUUCAUCGUCGCCACUGCUAACACUGAGGUAAAAACCCUCCAGUCUCUGACCUCCCAGCAGGCAGCAAUGAUCAAACUGAUCAAAGCCAACUUCACCCAGACCAGCCAGUACAUCCGCAUCGAGAGGGACAAUGCCAUCAAGGACCGUGACGCCCACAACCUUGAGACCAUCUCUUUGCGGAGGGAGAACAACAACCUGAAGGAACACCUGACACUCUACACCCAGAAGUGUAAAGAGGACUUUGCCAAGUCUCUGGAGGGGAUCCAAAUGGUGACCAGUAACUUCCUGGUGCGCAUCGACAACCUGUUCCCCCACUCCAUGACCUUUCACCUGACCUGUGAGAAGCAGACAGAGCAGAUGUUGAACAUCAGGGCCAGAUGCUCCAACCUGUCUAAAGAGGUUGAGGACAAGUUCCAGAAAUACCUGGACAACGUGGGGAACAAGGUGGCAAACAUCCAGGCCCAGUCCAGUAGCCUGGAGGUCCAGAACAGCCAUCUGACCCUUGACCUCCAGCAGUGUCGUCAAAACCGCAGCGUGACGGCGGCGGAGGGCAGCAGGCUGCUGCUAGAGAUCCGGGAGAACCACGACAGGCAGGUAGAGACCCUGCUGAAGGAACAGAACCGGUUGAGGGAGGAGAAGAGCCUGCAGGGAGAGAGACUGGUUCUGAAGGAGGCUGAGGUCAAAACACUCAACGGGAAUGUCGAGUCACUCACCACCGCUCUAACCAACUGUAACCCAAAGCCUACUGGACUGAUGUCAGCCUUGAAGGGGGGGCCAUCAAAGCAACUCGCCGGCCCAAAGCCUACUGGACUGAUGUCAGCCUUGAAGGGGGGGCCAUCAAUGCAACUCGCCGGCCCAAAGCCUACUGGACUGAUGUCAGCCUUGAAGGGGGGGCCAUCAAUGCAACUCGCCGGCCCAAAGCCUACUGAACUGAUGUCAGCCUUGAAGGGGGGGCCAUCAAUGCAACUCGCCGGCCCAAAGCCUACUGGACUGAUGUCAGCCUUGAAGGGGGGGCCAUCAAUGGAACUCGCCGGCCCAAAGCCUACUGGACUGAUGUCAGCCUUGAAGGGGGGGCCAUCAAUGCAACUCGCCGGCUCAAAGCCUACUGGACUGAUGUCAGCCUUGAAGGGGGGGCCAUCAAUGGAACUCGCCGGCCCAAAGCCUACUGGACUGAUGUCAGCCUUGAAGGGGGGGCCAUCAAUGCAACUCGCCGGCCCAAAGCCUACUGGACUGAUGUCAGCCUUGAAGGGGGGGCCAUCAAUGGAACUCGCCGGCCCAAAGCCUACUGGACUGAUGUCAGCCUUGAAGGGGGGGCCAUCAAUGCAACUCGCCGGCCCAAAGCCUACUGAACUGAUGUCAGUCUUGAAGGGGGGGCCAUCAAUGCAACUCGCCGGCCCAAAGCCUACUGGACUGAUGUUAGCCUUGAAGGGGGGGGCCAUCCAUUGCAGCACCAGUGAUCAGUAAACCCCACCUGGUACAUACACACCCCUGACUGUCAUCGUCACUGGUGUUACACUCACUGUCAACUGCAGAUUUUAAAGGGUCAAUAAAUAAUUCAUUACAUGUUCAAAAGAUCAGUUUGAGCUGAUACUGAUCUCCUAAUGCUAGACGUUAGUAACGAUAAACCCAGUUUAGGUAUUAACAUGGAAUCAAUCGGACACCACAUUGUAAUCAUGUUACUG
Salvelinus namaycush (lake trout) is the source of this 2347-nucleotide messenger RNA. It is a transcript of the gene plvapb, whose product is annotated as plasmalemma vesicle associated protein b. The coding region runs from base 192 to 2129 and encodes 645 amino acids. The transcript is spliced from 5 exons. The record is from RefSeq and is a predicted model, not a curated record. NCBI's taxonomy places the organism in Eukaryota, Metazoa, Chordata, Actinopteri, Salmoniformes, Salmonidae. Gene Ontology annotation, biological process: positive regulation of cellular extravasation; regulation of vascular permeability. Gene Ontology annotation, cellular component: caveola.